GUUGAAGUACAUUUAGGCAAUUGAAAAAUUCUUGUACUUGUUUCUACAGAAUGUAAUUUCCUUAUGUAUAUUAUCAAUCUGAAUCAUGAAUAAAUUGUCAUCUGAUACAGCGAGAAUUAUCAGCAGCUUGCAGGUGAUAACAAAAGUUGAAAACGUUGUGAAAGAACUUAUAGAAAACUCACUUGAUGCUGGUGCUACUUCAGUUGAAGUAAAAUUUGAAAAUUAUGGAUUAUCAAAAAUUGAAGUUCGAGAUAAUGGAUAUGGCAUUAAACAAUCAGACGUAGAAUAUGUAGCACAAAGACAUUAUACUUCAAAAAUAUCAUGCAAGGAAGAUUUAAAUCAUCUUGAAAGUUAUGGAUUCAGAGGAGAAGCUUUGAGUUCACUUUGUGAUGUUGCAGAGGUUUUUAUUACAACUCGUACAAAGGAUGAUUCUUACAGUACAAAAUAUUCUCUCAAUCAUAAAGGAUGCAUAACAGCAAGUAAACCAUGCCAUCUUGUACAGGGAACAGCCAUCACAGCCAACAAUCUGUUUGCAAAUAUGCCAGUGAGAUGUCAAGUUUAUCAAACACCGAGUAAAAGGAAGCAAAUAUUGAAGAAUACUGAAGAUAUUUUAAUGUCAUUUGCUUAAUACAUCCUCAAAAGCGA
Messenger RNA from Styela clava, 645 nucleotides. The record is from RefSeq and is a predicted model, not a curated record. NCBI's taxonomy places the organism in Eukaryota, Metazoa, Chordata, Ascidiacea, Stolidobranchia, Styelidae.